AUGGAGUUGCAGAAGCCAACACAUGUCGUUUUGCUUUCUAGCCCAGGUCUCGGUCAUCUCUUCCCUGUGAUCGAGCUUGGUAACCGCUUCGUCCUUCACCACAACUUCAAAGUCACAAUUAUCACCGUCACCUCCAAUGCACAAACCCACAUUCUCACACCCGAACUCUGCGAAAUCAUCGAAAUCCCAUCACCAAACAUAUGUGGCCUUGUGGAAAACGACGCUGCCGUUUGCACUCGCUUGUGCGUUAUGAUGCGCGAGGCCAAACCCGCCAUCAAAUCCGCACUUUCCAACAUGACACUGCGUCCUUCAGCACUCAUCGUAGACAUUUUCUGCACAGAGGCUUUGUCCAUAGCUGAAGAAUUCAGUAUCCGCAAGUAUGUUUAUAUCGCUUCACACGCUUGGUUCGUGUCGUUGCUUAUAUACUCCCCCGUUUUGGAUAAGGAACUUAAAGGACAAUACGUGGACCAAUCAGAGCCAUUAAAAAUCCCAGGGUGCAAACCGGUUCGUCCUGAGGAUGUCAUUGACCCCAUGCUAGACCGAAACGACUUGCAGUAUGAAGAGUUACUACGAAUAGCGAAUGAGGUUCCUAAAAGUGACGGAGUAUUGGUUAACACAUGGGAGGAGUUUCAACGCAAAGAGCUUGAAGCACUGAGGGAUGGGGAUUUAUUAGGUGGUAUCCUGAAGGUUCCGGUGUAUAGCAUCGGACCUAUAGUGAGGCAACACGUGUCAGAAACCGAUUCGCUAGUGGUUCAGUGGCUUGAUGAACAGCCGAGCGAGUCCGUUGUUUACGUGUCGUUUGGCAGCGGAGGAACGAUGUCGUAUGAGCAGAUGACGGAGCUGGCUUGGGGUUUGGAGUUGAGUGGACAGAGGUUUAUUUGGGUGGUGCGCACGCCUAUCGAAGGAGCUGCGGACGCUGCGUUUUUCACCGCGGGAAAUAACGUCGAGAACGAGAACAAUCAGUUAGCAAAGUACCUCCCGGAAGGGUUCAUAUCGAGGACCCACAAAUUGGGCCUAUUGGUCCCACAGUGGGCCCCACAAGUAACUAUAUUGAGGCAUUCCUCUAUUGGGGGAUUUUUUUCGCACUGUGGGUGGGGUUCGACGCUUGAGAGCAUCACCAACGGAGUUCCGAUGAUUGCUUGGCCGCUUUACGCCGAGCAGAGGUUGAAUGCGACGUUGCUGGCGGAGGAGGUGGGUGUGGCAGUGCGGUCGAAGUUGUUGACGACGACGACGAAGGUGGUAGGUAGGGAGGAAAUAGCAAGAAUGGUGAGGCAGAUUAUUCAGGUGGAUGAAAACGUGAAGAGCAACCCCAUAAGGGAGAAAGCGAAAGAGAUUAAACGCAGUGCAAUGAUAGCUUUGUCCAAGGGUGGUUCGUCCUACACUGCAUUUUCUCAAGUGGCAAAAAUAAUUGAAGGCUGAAGUAAUCUCCGAAGCUCAUGAAUAAAUGACUCAAACUCGGGAGACUGG
Gastrolobium bilobum is the source of this 1467-nucleotide messenger RNA. RefSeq names its product anthocyanidin 3-O-glucosyltransferase 5-like. Lineage: Eukaryota; Viridiplantae; Streptophyta; Magnoliopsida; Fabales; Fabaceae. Bases 1 to 1419 code for a protein of 472 amino acids. Gene Ontology annotation, molecular function: UDP-glycosyltransferase activity. The record is from RefSeq and is a predicted model, not a curated record. The transcript has a single exon.